AUGCGGCGUUGGCACCGUUCACUGAAUCCUGCACUUUUCGGUGAGCGCGGGUCGGGCCAUUAUUUUUCGACCACGAGGGCCCGCCUUCAGCUUCAAGCACAAGACCGCAUCAUUUGUGGAACGCAUGGCGCCGGAAUUGUGGCUCAUCAAACUGCAGUUAAUUCUUCGGAUAAUCCCAUGCUUAGUUCCGUUACUACUGCUGCUCCUGCUGCGGAUUUGAGUCGGACGAAACCACAUGAAGGUACCGGCACUAGUGAGAGAGACCCUUACAUCCGCACCCUUCACAAUCAGCGGAGCGCGGCGCCCGAAAGCUCCGUAUUGCAGUCGCACACGGUGAAUGCCCCAACGGUGGAUGAGUGCGAGAUGCUUGCAGAAAGGUGGGGAACCAUGAACUAUUGGCAUAACGAUACAUUUCCGCGCCUUGUGGUGCUCUUAAAGAAGUUGUUAGUCCCUGACGUGUCUCCACUUUCGCCCACUGCGGAGUCACUUUUGUCAAUGUUCGAGAAGGUUGUGAUACCAAAGCUAACAUCGGAUGAGGAAGACAGACGGAAACUUGUUUCCUUGUGGUCUGAAACGACACUGCAAGCUGAGGCAGCAGUCACAAAAUUCUUAUUUCAACGAGGGUCGUUUGAGUCAAUGUUGCACCGCAUAAUCACCGAUGCACUAGAGAAGAUGAGCACCUUAGCGCUUGGUGGUCAGGAAGGGAAUUUGGCACUGGAAGCCUUGAAGCGCCAAACACUAUUCAAGCGGAACGAUUUCAUUCAAAAGCGAUUGAUUGAUGUAGUGAGUAACAGUGCUUACCUUGGGUAUGGUGAUUCAGUAUGGCAAGUUUUUUUUGCAGCCGUGGAGGCAAAUGAGGAAAACUUGCUCAGCGACCGGGCCACCACAGAUGCCAUUCGUGCCGCCUGGGAGGGAGUUAUGCGAGAAGAUGUUGUUCGUCUGCCGGAUGUCACUGGAGUUGUAGCACUGUAUCUCACGCUCGUAUGCAUUAGGGAAAGUGGACGCCUCGUUCCGGUGGAACUAAAGGAACUUUCCUCUGGUUUGGAAGAUGGCGUUCGACCCGGCGUGAGAAAACUGCAGCAAUAUCCUCUGAUUUUCCUUCAUCCUACGGUAAAGCGUCGGUUUGUUGUAAAGGCUGUUGCUGAGAUUCUCCACAAUUCAUCUUCAAAUGCUUUCUCGAAUAUGCUUCGGGAAAAUGGUUUACAUGAUACAGCUCGAGAAGUUGCGCUAUGCGAGGCCAUGAACAGGAACAAAGAACUUGCUGAAGGCGAUGUUGGUGACGCCGUAGGCCGCUUUGUAAGUAAGGGUGAGGUCAAGACACUGCUUUCAUCCCUCGUCAGUGGUACGGACGCCGUUGUGCGUGAUGCAGUUGCCGGUAUCUUUGGUAUAGGCACCACAAUCACCAUUGAUUGGGACGCCGUUAUGCAAAAUGUUGACUGGUCGAACAACUGGCAGCGGCUGGCUACUGCUUUGCUUAGUAAUUCAGCUGUUUUGUCGGCAAUCGUCAAACUCGUGAAGAAUGCGAUUGGUGCUAAGGGAAUGUCGAAGCAUCUAUUUACUGAUGAGUAUGCAGACCAGUUGCAACUUAUUUUGGAUGCUCGCGAAGAAAGAGCGGCGUCAAGGAAACAGAGGAUCGAAAACAUCGCUCAAGAACUCUCUUCCUUUGAGAGGGUCGAUUUGAGUUGUGACCUUCUCCGGAAACUGGGUGUCGAUAUGACAGAGUUGGACACGGCAGCCGCGGCAACGCGGAACAUGAAUGUUGUGCAGAGACCAUGCAUAGAAGACGGUCUGCUUUCACUCGUGUUGGAAGCUGUGACUAAGCGCCACCCGAAUUGGGUGAAGGCGGGAGUUAUACAGACGACUCUCAAAGACCCAUUUGACGCGCUGCGGUGGAUGAUGCACAUUUUUAUUCGUCUUUCGUACGUUCCGCAUGCUGGUGCAGCGACCAUCGCGCGACUUUCUCGACGCCGCAUUGGACCAAUUGGGUUGGAACCGCAUCAGUUCAACGUCCCUGCGGAACUUGGUUUCGUAGAGCAGUACGACAAUUUGCAGUACAAACGGUACGAUUGGCAGGGAUGGUACCAGCGCAUGUUAGAUGUGCACAACCGAAACGUAUCGCUACGCUGCCGGAUUUGCGACUUGCAACGUCUGGACGGCAACGGCGUGCAGUUUGUUGACAUGCAGACGGAGCGUAGAUUGCGUAUAUUAGCACAACAUCGGGUUGGAAUGGGUGUGCUUAAGUUGGACGCUGAUAAAUAUGAGGAUCAGGCGGAUAACGUAACCUUCGGCACAACAAAACUAUCAGAACUUCUUGCUGAUGCCCGCAAAGCUCAGCUGGGUGAAGAGUACUGGCCUUCCGUCGAGCUGAAGGUGCGCAAACCAAGUGGACAGAGUAAAGCGCACUAUUCACUCAUUGACAAUGAACGGAUUGAGAAACGGAGUAGGGAACUCUACGAAAAGUACCGUGACGCCAAGAAGCGUAGUCUGUUCGUAACACCCAUGGAAACAUGGUUGGAAGUGAAGGGAAUGCAGGUAAGGAAGUCAGUGGAUAAUGCCGACGAAGAUGGGUACACUCUCGAUGCACUUCAAGAUAUGAUGGAUGGGGACGACGAGGACAAGGUUUAA
Trypanosoma brucei brucei TREU927 is the source of this 2625-nucleotide messenger RNA. RefSeq lists its product as hypothetical. The transcript has a single exon. Bases 1 to 2625 code for a protein of 874 amino acids. NCBI's taxonomy places the organism in Eukaryota, Euglenozoa, Kinetoplastea, Trypanosomatida, Trypanosomatidae. The record is from RefSeq and is a predicted model, not a curated record.